Molecule: messenger RNA, 678 nt
Organism: Ostertagia ostertagi
Lineage: Eukaryota; Metazoa; Nematoda; Chromadorea; Rhabditida; Trichostrongylidae
Source: the annotation of a GenBank genome assembly
ACAAUUGAUGCAUCGCAUCUUUUUCCUGAUAAGUUAGUUCUUGAAGAAUGUGGGAAACAAGAACGAGCCGGUAAGUCAAACUUUCUAGUUCAUUGCUAUGAAGAUCCCAUUGAGGAAGUUCAGGUUGAUCGCGAUGAGCUCCUGAAUGUGGAUGACAGAAACUGGAAAUCGGUGGUUUGUCGACGGUGUGACUCGUUGAUUUUCCCCGAAGACAGAGUUAAGUUAGUGGAUGAUUAUAAAGCUAGACUUCCUCUGAUGAGCCCAGGCGGUAAAGGCUGCACGGAAACCGAAGAGGUGUCUUUGUGGUGGUAUACGCAAAGCGAUAUGGAUUUUGACACCGUCGGUUUCGCUUGGGUUGUGAUUGAUAACAAAAAGACUCUCCUGUGUGGUGAUUGCGAGUUUGGACCGAUUGGUCUACGAACUCUUGACGACAAACAGUACUGGGUGGCAGCUGAAAGAGUCGCGCAUGUCGACAAGCCACCACCGCCGGGAGCCAAACCGAGACCAAAGAAGGACAAAAAGAAGAAGCACCAAGUAUGCCGUUUUCAGGUUAAUCGAGCUAAUCUUCUCAAUGUGGACAACAAGAACUGGCAGUCAAUUGUUUGCCGACGAUGUGACUCUCUCAUACUUUUUGAGGACAAAGUAGACCUUUUGGAAGGUAUAAUUAUUCCAGUUUGA